Molecule: messenger RNA, 2146 nt
Organism: Ochlerotatus camptorhynchus
Lineage: Eukaryota; Metazoa; Arthropoda; Insecta; Diptera; Culicidae
Gene: Cdc45
Product: cell division cycle protein 45
Exons: 3
Coding region: 271-1965 (564 amino acids)
Biological process (GO): mitotic DNA replication preinitiation complex assembly; DNA replication initiation; double-strand break repair via break-induced replication
Cellular component (GO): DNA replication preinitiation complex
Molecular function (GO): chromatin binding; DNA replication origin binding; single-stranded DNA binding
Source: RefSeq, a predicted model, not a curated record
AACUUUCGGCGCGCAAACGACGAAAGAAUGUUUAUGUUCGAGCGACGAACAUCAGCUCGGGAUUUUUUCAAAAAUUUAUGUGGAUAGUACGUGUUUUGUGAAAGUAAUCCUUCCAGAGGAAAGCGUGCAGCUUGAAAGAACACUGUGAUGCACAAAAUUGUGUAGUGUAAAUGUUGGUGUUCGGAUUGUGAGCUGUUUUUUUCCGCGUUCGGGAAGCUCUACUCGAAUGCGAUAGAGUGUGCAUCUAUUGAUUUGCCUUUCUGAUCAAGCAUGUUUGUGGACGACUUGCGGAAGGAUUUCUACGAGCGGCUGAUCGGGAAACGGGUCGUGGUGAUAGUGAACUAUGACAUCGAUGCCAUCUGCACCAGUAAGAUCCUUCAGGCGCUGUUCAAGUAUGACAACAUGCUAUAUUCGAUUGUGCCCAUCAUGGGCAUCAGCGGGAUGGUACGGGCGUACAAUGAGAACAAAGAUGACGCCAAGUUUGUGCUUCUGAUCAAUUGUGGGGGCUGCAUCGACAUUGUGGAUGUUCUACAACCGGUGGAGGACGUGACGUUCUUCAUCUGUGACUCGCACCGACCGUACCACAUUUGCAAUGUUUACAGUGAUGCGCAGGUUCAAAUCAUAGGCGAACUCGGUCACGAUGAUAAAGUGCCAAGUUUCGAGGAGAUUUUCCAGGACACAGACAAUGAAGAAGAUGACGACGAGGACGAUGAUGAUGAAGUCGAAAACAGCGAUGAUGAAGAAAAGGGUAGUCGAGAACGGACCAGAUUGCAGCGCAUCGAGGAGCGUCUGUUGAAGCGUCGCCAGCAACGCGUUUGGGAAGAAAAGCGUAACAGAAUCAUGUUCGAAUACACCCAGUUCAGCUACUACGGACGUAGUUCGGCUUUGACCAUAUUCGAGCUAGCUUGGCACUUGUCGAAGGAUUCAAUCGACCUGCUCUGGUGGGCCAUUGUAGGCUUGACGGAACAAUUGCUGCUGGGAAAGGUCGAAAGUUCGACGUACACAUUGGCCACGGACAGCGUUCAAUCACACGUGUCCCGUCUAACCAACAAAGCCAGUGAUCAAGCGAUUCAGACUUCUGUGAAGAUAAACUUCGAAAACGAUCUCCAUUUGGCACUGUACAGACACUGGAGUGUCCUGGAUUCCUUAAAGUACUCCAUAUAUCCGGCCUGCAAGAUGAAACUGUGGACUUACAAGGGCGAGAAAGUAAUGCAUGAAUUGCUUGUUGACAUGGGGCUACCUCUGGUACAAGCUAAACAAACCUUCAAUGCCAUGGAUUUGGAACUGCGAAAGGAGUUUUACGACAAAAUGGAGAAGUUCUCUGAAAAAUACCACCUUCCGGACAUAAUCUACGGAUCGUUCAUCCUGCAGUACGGCUACCGCAACAAGUACUCCGCCGCCGAUUACGUUUACUCGAUGCUGGCCAUCCUGGAAUCCAUCAAGAAAGACCGCACCCCAGAAACCUGCUUCCUCCAGUCGAUGGACGCCCUGUCGCGCAACAACAAGGAAAUCCUCGACGGUGGUAUCGACAUGUGUAAAACGCUCCUAUCGGCCAUCUUCAGGCAGGUGCAAAGCUCACUGGAACUGCACGCCGUUUACUCAGCCGGCCCGUUCCUAUACUUCAUCCUGCAAGAGGAGAUACCGUUCUUCACCUGCCCGUACGGUCUGCUGAUGCUGGCGCGCUUCUUACUACGCGGUCACGUGGCUAUCUCCCGAAAUCGAAGGGCGCAGGAGCUGCCACUGAUUGCCGUGGCACCGAUCGAUGUGAAUCGAGGCCUUUCGCUACUGGUCGGCGUCCCGCCCGUAUGUGAGGACAGUAAAAACUUCUUCGGCAAAGCAUUCGAACAGGCGGCUCUCAAGAGUGGGGCGACGGUUUCGCAGGACUUUUUCGAAACCGCCGUCAUUCAGAUACGACACUCGGACUGUACUAAAUUUCUCGAUGCACUGACGGUUUUGCUAAGUUAAUGUGUCAAGCUUUUUUUCGUUGUAGCCUGUAAGGUUAGUUAGGGUUCGCGUAGAUUUAGAUAUGCUUAGCUUAGUUUUACGAUAGACUUACUUUUACACCUGACUCACAAUAUUUAUCUGUAAACUGAGGAACGCGGCAUUAUAGACCAAAAGUUGCUGCGAAUUGGAAUCACAAACAGGU